Molecule: messenger RNA, 930 nt
Organism: Polychytrium aggregatum
Lineage: Eukaryota; Fungi; Chytridiomycota; Chytridiomycetes; Polychytriales
Exons: 2
Coding region: 290-898 (202 amino acids)
Source: RefSeq, a predicted model, not a curated record
ACACGGAAGGCGUGAAUCCAGCGUCGCUCUGUACUCCACUCUCUGCAUCAUCCCUGUGAGUGGCCUUGGUUUCUCACGUUCCCUGCGCUCUCAUGCUUCAUUGCCAUCCCCCAGCGAGCGCGAAGAAGGUCUGAGCACCAAGCGACAGCAAAUGAUGGACGAGCUGGAGAAGCUCCGCCGCCAGAUCGAGGUCGAGGAGGCCGCCAUCCACGACUUGCAGACCGGUCGCCGAAUCUAAGUCGCCUCGGUAUAGCAGGCUUGCCCCGAGCCCUUUCGUUAGUUCCGUUCAAUGCAGAAUAAAGCACCAUUAAUUGUCAGUUCUCCCCUCCCCUCAUCCCCGUUCUUGCCUUCAGCCCUUCGUCAGACUGCUUGUUUCUCUUUUUAUUAUGACUCAAUUCACCUCAAGCCGCCUCCAACACCCUGGAUUUUUGUCUCCCAUGCUCGGACCGCCCGUCGGAUCCCGAUUUCCAUCCGCUAUGGACCCGUGGAAAAGGCCGGGUCCGUCUCUCCGUUCCGUUCCGCUCCCUCCGCACCCCUCCCUUCGGUAUCCCACGUUUGUCCUGCGAUUUUUCUUUUAUUUCAUUUGGCUCUGUGCCAUCAAAAUAGAUUUGAGACUGUGGCCUGUGCCCUGUGCUUCAUUCAACUGCAAUGGCGGGACAUGAGUGCUCCCUUUGGCUGGAUGAUUCGAUCGGGCUUGAGAGAAUCACCAGUGUCGCAGCAGCCUUCGGCAUCGGCUCGUGGUUACCGACCAUUGAUGGAAUCGAACUUCCCGCUGCUCUUUCUGAUGGUCCGCAUUUCUUGCAUGAGAGUUCAUUCGCACGCGCUUGCCCCCCACAAUAACCAUGCACUUCAUGAAGGAGAUAUAUGCUUCGGGUCUGAGGGCACCCAGGUGCUUUGAGCGGCUGUUCCGCCACAACAAGAAGGAGCGGC